Molecule: messenger RNA, 2192 nt
Organism: Capsicum annuum
Lineage: Eukaryota; Viridiplantae; Streptophyta; Magnoliopsida; Solanales; Solanaceae
Product: pentatricopeptide repeat-containing protein At2g15980
Exons: 3
Coding region: 167-1633 (488 amino acids)
Molecular function (GO): protein binding
Source: RefSeq, a predicted model, not a curated record
ACAUAAAAAUAUCUUUAUACAAACGAUUUUGUAAAAACGAAUCCAAUACAAACAAUUAGUACUAUAAAGGAGCCCGUUACUGCUCUAUCUUCUCUCUGUUUUGUUCCUAUUGAACAGAAGAUGUUCGACAAAAUGCCAUAGAAGGAGGCGCAAAUAGCUACUAUCAAUGGCAAUGCUUUCAACAGUUAGAAGAAGCAUUGUUUUCUCAAUCCCAUUAGCCAAACACUCAUUAUCCUCUUCUUCUUCCUUUCCAUUGUCUUCUUCUCCGCCACCACGAUCCUCAGAUGAAAAUUUAGUCUCAGCCACCGUAACAAUCCUCAAACAUCAUCGUUCAAAAUCACGAUGGUCCGAGAUUCUUUCUCUUGCUCCUCCCAAUUCCUCCUGCUUCACUCCCUCCCAUGUCUCUCAAAUCAUUCUUCAACUACGCAACACACCUCAUCUCGCUCUCCGUUUCUUCAACUUCACCAUCCACCACUCCAUUUGCUCUCACUCUCUUUCUUCCUACGCCACCAUCAUUCACAUACUCUCCCGUUCCCGCCUCAAGUCUCAAUCCCUACAGUUAAUUAAAUCCGCCAUUCGUAAAUUCCCGGAUUCAGCUAACCCAAGCCCAAACCCACCCCGGAUUUUUGAAAUCUUGGUGAAGACUUAUAGGACUUGUGAUUCGGCUCCCUUUGUGUUUGAUUUGUUAAUUAAAGCUUAUUUGGAUUCUAAAAAGAUCGAUCUUUCUGUUCAGAUUGUGAGAAUUUUGGCUUCCAAGAAUAUUUUUCCACAUGUUGUUGUAUGCAAUUCUUUGAUUGAGUUGAUUGCAAAAAGUCGAGGUCCUUUUGCUGCUUAUGAUAUGUAUAAGGAAAUCUUUAAUGGCAAGGAGGUAAAGGGUGUGAUGGAGAAUGCUUAUACGUUUGACAUUCUUAUGCUUGCUUUUCAUAGAGAAGGGGUGGUGGAGAAGGUUGAGGAUGUUUGGAAGGAAAUGAUGGCAAAAAAUUGUUCUCCAAAUGUGUAUAGUUGUAGCGUUUUGAUGGCCGCGUAUUGUGAGGAUGAAAGGAUGGAGAAUGCCAUGAAAGUUUGGGAGGAUAUGGGUGACAAAGGUUUGAUGCAUGAUAUUGUAGCUUAUAAUACCAUAAUUGGGGGUUUUUGUAAAGUUGGAGAGGUUGAUAGAGCUGAGGAGUUUUACAGGGAUAUGGUCUUCAAUGGGGUGGAAUGUACGUGUGUUACUCUUGAGCAUCUCAUAAAUGGACAUUGUAUGAGCGGAAAGGUUGAUGCUGCGUUAGUCUUGUAUAAGGAUAUGUGUCGGAAGGGCUUCAACCCAGAGAGUUCAACAAUAGGUGUACUGGCUGAGGUGAUCUGUGACAAAAGUGGAGUUUUUGAGGCCUUGGAAUUCGUGAGAGCUGUAAUAAAGAAACACGAUGUUGCACCAAGGAAGACAACGUAUGAACUUCUGAUACGGAGGUUGUGUAUGGAGGGGUGGAUGGAGGAAGCUCUGAAACUUCAGGUGGAAAUGGUGGGGAAGGGAUACGCACCAAAUUUUGAAAUAUAUAGUUCUUUCAUUGAUGGGUACGUCAAGCAAAGAGAUGACAUAAAGGCUGAAGCUUUAAGGAAUGAAAUGCUGAGUAAGAUACCAUGUAAGGACAGCUAGAAGUUUGUAUGAGAUGCAAAGUUUUGACAAAUACUUAAAUCGCGACUUCUGGCUAUGCGGUUAGGAAAAGACAAGGCGAUGUUGCCAAAGAGCAAGUUUGUUAAUAAAUCAAAGCAAGGAAUUCUCUCGAGGGCGUCAUGAUUGAUCUGAUAUGAGCACUACAUUCUUGCUGAAACACUUCUCUCCCAUACCGUUGGGGAUCUUAUGAUGAUUUUUGCUACUCUUCAACUAGAUAAUGAAUUCAAGAAGAGUACCUUCAUGAUGAUGGUACUUCUCUAAGGACAUUGAAAUGGUCUAUGAAUAUGAGCACUACCUAUCUUCUCGAGGAGUUCUCCCCACAGGUAUAAUAUUAAACGUGCACCUGUAUUUUAAGUUGCCCGUGGUAUUGCCAAUUUUGCAAAGUGUGAAUCAAGAGCAUACACUCAAGGAAGCAAGACAGGAAAGUCCCUCCUUAUUGAAGAUGGAAUCCUUCCAUGGAUUGUACGGAAUGCUAACAAUGAAGCGUCGCCAAUAAGGCGCCGUCAUAUUGAGCUGGCACUCUGUCAUCUAGCACAACAUG